AUGUCUACAUUACCAACAUCACUACCGAGUUUACAAACUCAGCUUAUCCCGUCGCUCUCCCCACCGCGCGCAUUUCAUUUAAUCUCAAACCUCCUCUCUCCUACCGAGUGCAGCUCUAUAAUUGAUAAACAUACGGACCUGACACCAUCAAACAUAACGCCCACAACCGUGCGUGAUCGAGAAAUAUUCGUUGACUCUGCGCUUGCGUCGUUGCUCUGGUCGCGUAUUGCGUCUUUCUUUCACGAGGAAGCAAAUGGGAUGGGUAAGGUCGUUGAUGAGGAUGGAGAGAGCUGGACUGUGCGAGCGCUGAACGAGACGUUCAGGUUGUGUCGAUACACGCCAGGAGGUAAAUUCUCAGCACACACAGACGGCCGCCGUCUUGAGUCCGUCAACGAACAGGCGUUCUACAGCAUCAACAUUUACCUUGCCGAUGUCCCUUCUUCUUCUGGCGGCGCGACGCGCUUCCUGUCCCCAACCAACGGAGUUCUUGCAGCCGUUCAGCCGGUGCUUGGGCAAGCGCUCCUCUUCCGAGACGACGUCUGGCAUGAUGGCGAAGAGGUAAGGGAAGGGGUCAAGUACUUGCUUAGAACGGAUGUGAUGUUUUGGCGAGACGAGGAGUUUGAUUUUGACAGGCUGUGCGAGGGCUCUGAAGGAGGCCCGGAGCUGGGGAACGAGAGGAGGGGACGGAGGGCACUGGCUAUUGCCGAGGGGCUUGAGGAUGCCAAAAGGGGGGGCGAAGCAAUCGAAUGGUAUAAGAAGGCUUAUAGGCUGUGGCCUGCGUUAGGAUAG
Molecule: messenger RNA, 789 nt
Organism: Glarea lozoyensis ATCC 20868
Lineage: Eukaryota; Fungi; Ascomycota; Leotiomycetes; Helotiales; Helotiaceae
Exons: 2
Coding region: 1-789 (262 amino acids)
Biological process (GO): peptidyl-proline hydroxylation to 4-hydroxy-L-proline
Cellular component (GO): endoplasmic reticulum
Molecular function (GO): procollagen-proline 4-dioxygenase activity; iron ion binding; L-ascorbic acid binding
Source: RefSeq, a predicted model, not a curated record